AUGGGCCGGGCCGGGCCUGUGAGGGGUGUGGUUGGGUAUAAACGAGGGGACAGUGGGUUUUCUGUUGUUUUCCUGUUUUGAAGCCCUCCGUCCUGGCAACCUUGCACCCCUCCACUCUCUUUUCUCUCUUUCUUUCCUUCUCCUCUUUCCACUCACACUCCCUCCAGAGUGGAUCUUCCUAGACAGGCGUCUGUUGGGUCUGCGGCAUCAGUCUUGGGAGCUCCGUGGAAGCCUGAAACCAUGCUGACGUUUUUGGCGCUGGCGUCUGUCGUCCUCCUGGGAAUAGUGCCUGAGCAGUCCCAGGCCAUAGUGAUUUACACCGGCUGGGAGCGCCACGCCCUGGUGGGUUCCGACAUCCGACUGUCCUGCUCAUUCUUCUCCUGGCGCUGGACCUCGGAGGACGUCACCUUUUCCUGGACAUACAGGCCUGAUGGCUCACGGGACAGCAUUUCUAUCUUCCACUACACCGGUGGUGCCGCCUACGUGGACAACAAGGGCCCCUUCAGGGACAGGCUGGAGUUUGUGGGGAACCCCGGCCGCCGCGACGGCUCCAUCCUGCUCAAGAACCUGGACUUCAGCGACAACGGCACUUUCACCUGCGACGCCAAGAACCCCCCUGACAUAGUGGGCCGGCCCUCCAGCGUUCGCCUGCUCGUCUUUGAGAAAGUGCCCAUCCAGGCCGGCGUGAUCACAGGGGCCAUCAUCGGGGUGGUGCUGGGCCUGCUGGUGCUCAUCGUGGUCAUCUACUACUUGAUGAGGUUCCUGGUGGCGCGCCGCGUCUUCAGCCUCAGUGUCAGCAAACAUGGCAAGAAAAAGAAAGAGGGAUCACAGCAGAGACAGGGCCCCGUGCCUCCCGCUGAACCCUCCAAGGUGAAGGCGGCUGCCUCGGAAAAGAAGAAGGAGUCACGCAAGGAUAAGAAAUAGGAUACGGGGAGGGGCUGGGGCGGGCUUGCCAGCCGGCUGCUCCAGCCCGUGCGCCAGG
Xiphias gladius (swordfish) is the source of this 982-nucleotide messenger RNA. RefSeq names its product myelin protein zero (gene mpz). Gene Ontology annotation, biological process: myelination. The record is from RefSeq and is a predicted model, not a curated record. Gene Ontology annotation, cellular component: membrane. Lineage: Eukaryota; Metazoa; Chordata; Actinopteri; Istiophoriformes; Xiphiidae.